Molecule: messenger RNA, 2950 nt
Organism: Dendroctonus ponderosae (mountain pine beetle)
Lineage: Eukaryota; Metazoa; Arthropoda; Insecta; Coleoptera; Curculionidae
Product: G-protein coupled receptor Mth2
Biological process (GO): cell surface receptor signaling pathway; G protein-coupled receptor signaling pathway
Cellular component (GO): membrane
Molecular function (GO): G protein-coupled receptor activity
Source: RefSeq, a predicted model, not a curated record
GGCGUCAGACUUAUAUUAAGUGUUUUCUUUUAUCAGAAUCACUACGAAAAUAUUUCUUUUGUAUACAGUUGUUCGCUUGCUUUCCAGAUUCUCACAGUAACUCAAAAUCGGCUCCAGAAUAAGAAGCAUGUUAAUAUCACUAUUCUUGUCGGGAUUUAUUUUAUUCUAUGUGGCGGGCCAAAGGGCUGAAAACGUAUUUUUGAAAUGUUGUGCCGAAGAUGGCAGAAUGGUGUCGGAAAACUUUUUGUACAUGUGUAAUCUUAAUCGUUUCAACAAUACAAACGAAACGGCACUAUCGAAGAUUAGUGAAUCCUUUUGUGUAGAUACUUUCGGCGGAGAUUUUUAUGCAUUUGAGAAAACUUCCUUGAAUCUAUUUAGAAAGUUAUUUGCUCUUUCUCGGAAACUAGACCCGAAGUUAAAUCGCAAGUGUUGCCCACUGGGGUUUGUGUAUAAUACAGUGUACCAUUCAUGUGAAGAAAACCUGCUCUAUGCGAAAAAUUUGACCAGUUCCAGAUAUGUUCGCAUCGGUCUACCAGACUGCAAAAUUAUUCAGGAUAUAAAGAGUCAUACCUCAACCUCCAACUUGGGCAAUAUUUCAGUUGAGGAUUACUGUACUGAUAGAACUGAGGAUGGGACUGAACUCGUUCGAAUAUGCACAAGCGAUUUCCAAAUAUGCAAAUUUGCACAAUGUGUCCACAAGUGUUGUCCGGAUGGUUUCAGCUUUGUGAAUGGAUCUCAUUGUCAUCCAACGUUUAUUCAUGGCCUCGAUUUGAAUUUUUCAGAGUCUAUACAGCGUAACGAUGAUGUCGCAAUUGUGCAUGGCUACAUGGGUCAAAUUUAUUUGCAGCCAAUGGAGUGGACGUACCAUUUAGAUUCCAAAGGCAUUUUCCACGGUGUAGAUGAAAUAAUCGGAAAUCAAAUUUAUGAAGCAACAGAACAAACAUACUGUAUAGAAUUUGCCAUGAAAGAUGGAGUCAAUUUUGGACAUCGACUUUUCAGAAUAUUUCCCGAAACGGAGAUCGAAGAAAAGUAUGUUAUUAAUGGAUACGUGAUGAUAAUUUCAAGCAUUUUUCUUUUGCUAACGAUCAUUUUUUAUGUGUGUUCGGGAGAAACAAAAAAACUAUUUGGCAAGACUUUGGUUAGUUUCUGCGUAUGUUUGUUCGUGAUGUUUUUAAUAUUGAUUUAUAGCACUUUCUAUAUGGAGAAAGUGAAAGAAGAUAUUACUGUUUGCCACAUAUUUGUACGGUUGGGGAUUAUCUUUAUUAUUGACAAUAAUACCCUUAACCCUUUCUUUCAUGGAUGUUUUACCGGACCCUUUUGCUAUCAAUAUGGGAAUAUCCAGAUGUGCAAUAGAGAGAGAUCAGAGUUAUGCGGACCUGGUAUUUAGAACCAUACCGGUUGCUGUUAUACAGUUAGUAAAUCUGUUCUUGUUUUACAAAACUGUAAAAUACUGCAUCCAGAUCAAAAACGAAAUUAAAAGAAUGAACGAGACGAAUAAUCAAAGCAAGAAGUUUUUGAUCAACAAAGAAAGGUUUAUUUUAGUAGCCAAACUAUCUGUAAUAAUGGGAAUAUCGUACGUGUUUGAAGUCGCAUCUUCGUUUUGCGAUUUUAGUCAAACAGAACCAACCAAAUAUUUAGAAAUUGUGUGGGAUAUUAUAAAUUGUUUACAAGGUGUUUUUAUUUUCAUUAUUUUUGUCUGCAAAAGAAAAAUACUUGAAAAAUUUGCUUCCCACAUUAGAAUUUUGAAACUGCGAAAAAUAUCAAUUUCAUCAGGAGCCACAUUGACCACCAACUUGUCUUUGGAUAAAGAUAAAAACGUUAAGUUGGGCGCAUAAUGGAUAAUGCAAUUAAGUUAAUGCCAGUCUUAAGGAAAGUUGUAAGGGCAAAUCUUACCUGUCUCUAUCUAUAGUUAUGACUACAACUUUAAUUGUUAUUUUUAAGUGAGCAUUAUUGAUAAAAAAUACUAAAUAUACAAAGUAUUCUAUAAAACAUUUGAUCAUAAAUAUACAGGGUGCCCGGUAAGCAGAUAAUUAAAAGAGUUCUGCUAGAUCAUUUGGCUGAAAAGAUUUUACCUAAACUAUAUUAAGAAAAAAAUGUCUGGCUCCUCCGCUAAUGAUUAGGCAAAGUUCUUUAAAAAAAUGUUUUUUAAAACACCUCUAAAAUGAUUUAAUGAAACUUAAACUAAAUAAGACUCAAAUUUUGACGAUGUAACCGAAUUCAUCCGCUUUGGCCAAGUGAUGAAUUCUUAAGGGUCUUGGUCUCGAAAACUACUAGAACUUUUUGUUUCGUCGCUGGGAGUAAUUUUUUUGCUUGGAUGGACUAGUUUUUGCUGAUAUUUUUCUGGCCUUUGUAAAAUCCGGUAGUUUUCACAGUUUUUGCGAAAAAAAGGUUUUUCUCACCAAUUAACAAAUUUAGAGAUUCAUUAUUUUUUUGCUUAAACAAACCUUAAAUUAAGUUUGUUUUUGUAAUAUGGGGAAAGUUUUUAUAUGAAUUUUAAUAAAACUUAAUAAGUCUGAACUGAAACGCUUCCAAAGAACGACCGGCCUAAGACCUUGACCAUGUUGGUAUAAUGUAAGUUAACAAUUAUAAAACGUUUAAAAUUAAUUCAUAAUAAAAUAAUAUUGCUCAUUCUGUAUCCCGAGUUCAUGAAUGUUACUCCUUUUAUGAUUUUGUCCAUCAGGAGGUUGAAUAAAAAUGGACUAAAUAGAUUGGAUGCCUGUUGUAAUAUUCUCCCGCUUUGAUUUGCAUUCUGUUAGUAGUGGUAAGGUGAAUACCGUUGUUACUAUGUUAGCAGGGACUUCUUUUUCCUUUAGGAAUUGUAUCUCAUCUUCCAGACAGACUCUGUCAAAUGCCUUAGCAAGAUCGAUGAAGCAAAUAAAUGCUCUAGUGUUUUUUCCUUUUUUUGCUUGAUAAUAAAUAUGACAUGGGUUGUUGAUCUAUUCUUUUUGAA